CAACAGAGGUCGUAACAGUAAUUUAAGCUCAUUUUAAUGCGUUUCCCGCGCAAUGAUUUUCAGCUCAUCUCUCAUGUUGUAAUACGUAGAGUAUUGUAGAAAAUGUAUUCGAACCGUCGUUACGAUGAAAUUGAACCUCGUCCUGUGCCCAAACCCACACAGUUUCAAGAGAUAACUGCUAGGCCUGAGGUUCCAGAAUUAUCUCUUGUUUUUGAUAAUGAUAACUUGAAGAACAAUCCUAAAUUAGUUUCCAGUCAAACUAAACAAGAAACAUAUAACGAAUGGAAGAGUCGACAGGCCCAUUCGCCUGUCUUUAAACAAAAUCAUUACUAUAAUUCACAUGAGAACCCUUACUACGCAACAUCAUCUUUUAGUGAUUAUAACCAAUAUGCAUACAAUCGAAUGCCUAAUGAUCAAAAAACAACUUACAAACCAGAAAGAGAAUGUCAUAAAUGUUCAUUUCAAAACAAUAUUACUGUGAAAGAUAUAUAUACAAUGAUGCAAAUGCAAAAUGAUCAAAUUAAGUUUCUAUUAGAGACAAUUCAAAAGUUAUUAGCAAACAUAUUGACUAAUCAACAAACUUCUCACAAAUGUUGUCCUUUUAAUCAUGAAAACUGUGAAAAAAAUGAGAAAAUAUUUCAAAAAAAUGAAUCUCCACAAGAUAACUCAGAUAAAUCUGAUAUUUCUUCAAAAGCCAUCAAUUUAAAACAAAAUGAAAAAACACAGAAUGUAUUUAAAAUAAAUGAAAGUACUAAAAAAUUUAAUGAUACCAAUAAUAGUCCAAAGCCGUAUCAUUCAUCAGACCAUAAUAUUAAUGAAAUGAAUAAAAAUAAAAAAAUUUCCAAAUGUGACAAUGAAAAAGAACUAUGUAGAGAAGAAGAAAAGGCAAAUUCUAUUCAUAGUGAUGAAUCAUUCGAGUUAAAUGCAAAUGAUGUUAAAAUAAAUGAAAUUCCAAUGUCACCUGAACCAUCAAUUCAUAUUGAAAUGAAUUUGUCAUCUGAUGAGAGUAGUAGUAGCAGUGAAACUGAAGAGCAGAAUGAUAAAAAAAUUGAAGUAGGUUGGACAAUGUACAAUAAUAUCCUUGGCCAAGUAAAUAAUUUGUUAGGUGAUAAAAGUGAAGCUAAUUCUGAAACAAUAAAAUCAACAGAAACUGUAAAACCUGUAGUUUCUAAACCAAUAGAUUUUGAAUCUUAUAAAAAGUUCAUGUUAACAAAAAACGGUGAAAUGGACUCUAGUUUACAGAUGCAAGCAUUAGCAAUGCAAUAUUUAUCACCUGAACAAGCUAUAAAAUUUGAUAUGAACAAACAUUUUGUGCCUGUGUCACAGCCUAACAUACGAUCUACCAAUAAUUUCUCAUUUGCUACAUUACAAUACAUGGAACGUUACCAAUUAAUAAAACCCCAAAGCAAAAAUAACUCAGAGAUGAUCCCGGAAUUAUCAAAAGAAUCUUUGACAAAAAAGAAAAAGUCAUCUCGAAAAAAUAAAGUUCAAUCAAAAAUACUCAAUGUAACGGAACUUAAACAACAACCAAAGUUAUUAUAACUGAAUUUGUAUAUUAUACAUAUAUAUAUCAAAUAUUUAUAAAUUAGUUUUUUAUAUGUUUCGUCCUAAAUUUACAUUUUAUUUACAUAUGUUCAUUAUAUCUUAAUUAUUUUUUUUUAAUAAACAUUUUUUACUAUAUUA
Molecule: messenger RNA, 1683 nt
Organism: Daktulosphaira vitifoliae (grape phylloxera)
Lineage: Eukaryota; Metazoa; Arthropoda; Insecta; Hemiptera; Phylloxeridae
Product: homeobox protein 2-like
Exons: 8
Coding region: 103-1542 (479 amino acids)
Source: RefSeq, a predicted model, not a curated record